AAAGAGGCACAGGCGCUGGCCGCGGAUUCGGUAACGAUUCCUUCCGCAGGCGUUUCUGCCGCGGCUCCGCAGCGCUCGGCCCCGGGCUGCCCCGGACGCGCACGGCUGUAGGGUGCGGUCGCCUCACCUCCCCCCUCUCGCCGCCCCCUCCCCACCUCGCCCAAGGGGGCCGGAACGGCGUCGGCGCGCGGGGGCUUUUCGGAGCAGUCGAGUGGAAAAUAGACUUUAACCCGCUUUGUGGCGACGAGGGCGCCCGAAGCGCUCUCCCGGACCAGGGCUCCCGGCGCUCAGGCGGGCCACUCCCAAGACCCGGCCUGGAGUCCCUGCAGAGUCACGCGGCACGCGGAACCCCUGGUCUCGGGGCGCCGGCAGGCCCGGCCCGGAUCUGCGCACCCGGCCGUGGCCGCGCCGCCCCGACUGACCCCGGCGGCGGCGCGGAAGCGGAGCGCGCUGCGGUCCCCUCCUUGCAGUGCGCUGGCAGGGUCCGGGUCCCAGCCUCCCCACCACCGCCCAGCGCCCUCCUAGGCCUCGGUGCGGUGUUUCCAGCGGCCUGGAAGGCCCCGGUGAAAAAGUUUGCGGAGUACUGGUUCUCCUCACCCUCUCACCCCCAGGAAAUUAUUGCAAGAAAUGGAAACCUGACGGAGCAGAGUCGUCCGCUGCUCCGCGGUCGCAGGUGGAAGGUGAGGGUCAGGGGAGGCCAGGCGGCUGCUGCGUUCCCGGGAUGGCUGGUGUGUGUAUUCUUGGAGGAAGGGUCGACUUGCUCGGCCAGCUCCAAGUUAAGGCCCGAGGCCCGGGCCCGGCCCGGCCCGCCUGCACCUGAGCCCCACGACGAAAGAAGGCGAGGAAAGCAGCAGAUCGCCCUGCGCUGAGGCCCGCCGUCCUGGUGCGAGCAGAGCGCGGCCGCCGUGGCUGGGCCAAGGAGGUGCUUCCGAACCCGGAUUUGCGGCUUGAGGUCUGCAAAGUGACCACUCCGGCGACUCCUCUCGCGCUGUCCCCGGCCUGGCCCCUUGUGAAAAGAACUGGGCGUCCCCUUUCUGGAGCUGUCCCCCGCAACACUCAGAAAACGCGAAGCCUCACGAACAAGGCCGCGGCUUUCAGACCGCGGCCCAGGAGACAGACGGUGGGUGAGCGGGAGGGCCCGGGAGGCCAGGGGAGCAGUGCCCUGGUUAUCGGAGCACGUAUUUACUGGGCAAAAAACACCCUCCCUCCACUCGGAUCCAAGUUGUCUGAGAACUGAAACGACAUCCCAGGAUGAAUUGGAGAGGGUUCAACUGAGUUACACAUCGGGAAGUGGGGUUGGAGUUUCUCCCAAGCCCCAGGCCCCUCGGACGCCUUCUUCGGGUCCCGCGUGGGCUGAGACGGUUGGGGAGGUCGCCAGACUCAGCUGAAAGGGCAGAGACGCGAAGAGAAGCCUGUGGCGAGGGGCGGGUGGGGGGUGGGGGGAGGCCUAGAUAGCCCGGCAAAGGCUCCAGUCCGCUUUUUGCCUCCGACUGCUGGCUCCUUCCCCACCCGCCGUCCCUCGCCCCGCCCCGCCCCGCCCCCCACCUUGGGGCAGGUGAGCGGCGGCCAAUGGGCGAGCGCGGGGCAGGUGCCGGCUAACUCGCGCCUCGCAGCGCAGCGGCCGAGGCUGAGCUGGGCAGUGCUGGGAGGACCAGGGGCGGGGGUCUGUCCUGGCUGGACUCGGGAGGGAGGGGGCCGGGCUCAGCCCCCAGGCCGUAGAGGCAGCUCGCAGCAUCGCACGGAACCCGCGCCAGUGCCCGCGCCCGGAGCUGCCCGCUCGGCCCCAGAGGCCGGCGCGCCUAGCUGCGCGCCGUGGCCCGACUCCGCGUUCGCUCGCUCUCACGCCCCUCGCCUCUCCGCGCCUGGCUCGCCGGCAGGGUCUGAGCGCGGGCGGGCGGGCGGGGGAGGUGAGGGGUGCUGGUGUGUGUGCAUGUGCCUGGCUGGGUGCACACCCCGCACGGCGGCGGCGCCAGGACGCGGAGCGCUCCCCGGAGCCCGGCUGCCUCGCUCGGCUCUGGCGACCGCGACCAUGUUCCAGCCCACAGCCAAGCGCGGCUUUACCAUCGAGUCCUUGGUAGCCAAGGACGGCGGCACCGGCGGGGGCUCUGGCGGCGGGGGCGCCGGCUCCCAUCCCCUGGCGGCGGCCGCCUCGGAGGAGCCACUCCGGCCCACGGCGCUCAAUUACCCUCACCCCGGCGCGGCCGAGGCGGCCUUCGUGAGCGGCUUCCCCGCUGCCGCCGCCGCCGCCGCCGCCGCCGCGGGCGCCGGUCGCUCGCUAUACGGUGGGCCCGAGCUUGUGUUCCCCGAGGCCAUGAACCACCCCGCGCUGACCGUGCACCCGGCGCACCAGCUGGGCGCCUCCCCGCUGCAGCCCCCGCACUCCUUCUUCGGCGCCCAGCACCGGGACCCUCUGCACUUCUACCCCUGGGUCCUGCGGAACCGCUUCUUCGGCCACCGCUUCCAGGCGAGCGACGUGCCCCAGGACGGGCUGCUGCUGCACGGCCCCUUCGCGCGCAAGCCCAAGCGGAUCCGCACGGCCUUCUCGCCCUCGCAGCUCCUGCGGCUGGAGCGCGCCUUCGAGAAGAACCACUACGUGGUGGGCGCCGAGCGGAAGCAACUGGCCGGCAGCCUCAGCCUCUCGGAGACGCAGGUGAAGGUGUGGUUCCAGAACCGGAGGACAAAGUACAAGCGGCAGAAGCUGGAAGAAGAGGGGCCUGAGUCCGAGCAGAAGAAGAAGGGCUCCCACCACAUCAACCGGUGGCGCAUCGCCACGAAGCAGGCCAACGGGGAGGACAUCGAUGUCACCUCCAAUGACUAGGGUGGGCAGCCACGGAUCCACGAGGGCAGAGCAUCUGCUCGCUGCUGGCCAGGACCCCGGGUGGGCCCUGCUAGACUCUGGCCGCUCCCCCGCCAGGCUUCGGGGAGGCCUCGAGUCACGGCCCCACAGGGCUCGGAGCCUGGGGCCACCACUGACAGAGGGACAAGAAAUGGGCUGGCUGAGGCCUGGGACUCCUCCACCUCUUCCUCAGAGAGCCCGCCUGCGUGGGCAGGCCGCCGGCCACAGCCACUCUCCACUUCUCUUAUCUCCUGCGUUUCUGUUUUAAUUUAUUUUCCAGGCACCCGCUGUAGUUCUUAGUGA
Molecule: messenger RNA, 3139 nt
Organism: Mirounga angustirostris (Northern elephant seal)
Lineage: Eukaryota; Metazoa; Chordata; Mammalia; Carnivora; Phocidae
Gene: EMX1
Product: empty spiracles homeobox 1
Exons: 3
Coding region: 1931-2818 (295 amino acids)
Biological process (GO): neuron differentiation; central nervous system development; regulation of transcription by RNA polymerase II
Cellular component (GO): nucleus
Molecular function (GO): RNA polymerase II cis-regulatory region sequence-specific DNA binding; DNA-binding transcription factor activity, RNA polymerase II-specific
Source: RefSeq, a predicted model, not a curated record